Molecule: messenger RNA, 1440 nt
Organism: Daldinia caldariorum
Lineage: Eukaryota; Fungi; Ascomycota; Sordariomycetes; Xylariales; Hypoxylaceae
Exons: 2
Coding region: 1-1440 (479 amino acids)
Source: RefSeq, a predicted model, not a curated record
AUGCCACCCUCGAACGGUGUGAGCGACAGCACAUCUGCCUACUGCGAGCAACCUUUUCGAACCGAAACAAUCUCCAAGCCGCAAUACCACGACGCUCUCUAUUAUAAGUUUCUUCCUCGCACUUUCGACCCAAUAAUUGUCCUGGAGCUACCUAUGGAGAAUGAAAGGUUUUCGGACCCCCACGAGGCCAUCAUUUUUGCCCGCGAAAAUUCGACAUUCUACAAGCGUCUAUAUCAGUCUGUCCCUGACGAAGAGCCGGCUCUGGAGGACGUGCCAGUUAUCUAUCCCGACGACUACUGGGAAUCUGCAAAUAAUGAUCUUUCCAGCGUGAUGACCGGUCCAUUUACGAAUGGGAAGACUUACUGCACGAGCGGACCUAGCGACAAACUCGAGAUUGUCCAUCUGUCAAAAGAAGAGGGAUUCGAGAUCUCCAGAACCAGGUGUAACUUGUGGGCGAGAACCCUGAAUUUCGAUAAAGCAAAGCGUAUCGCGUAUAUCAUGAGCCCUCACGACAUUCGCAUCAGCUUUUGGGAUACACUCAACAUAUCCAGCGGAAUGCUCCUCCCAAAAGAUGCAAUCCAACUGUUUAUAUCAAACGAAAAGAUGCCAAGUAAGAUCGCAGAAGAAGUCGAAAGAUUCCAACCCUAUCUUUUAUUCGGGUCGCUCCCCGACAUGUUUCGACUUAGCGAGUACCUCGUAGAAAGUCAUAUCGCACUACCGUCGGUGCGCACCAUACUUUACCAGGGAAAGACCGUGCCUAAACAUAUCAACAUAUCAUUGCAUGCUGGAUUCCCGAAUGCUAGGCUGUACGCUCCGCUUUACGACAAACCUCAGAUCGGCCCCUUGGCGACACCAGGUCCCAUUUCAACCGGGAAGAAUCUCGAUAUCGACCCGAUAUACAGGGUGUCCAGUUGUGUUGCGGUUUUGGAAAUAGUGGCAGACGACGGCGUCGCCAUCAAAGAACCCGGCAUCAAAGGGAACGUUGUCAUCACGCAUCUCGUACGCCGUCUGCAGCCCCUUAUCCGAUUCCCUGUAGGUGACGUUGCCGAGUGGCUAGACUACAACGCCCGAAUCUUCAGGUACUGCAGCCAGGCGCCGACAAAGAUCAAGAUUGCCAACACCACACUGGAUUGCUCGACUCUCAAGGAUAUCAUCCGCGGCGUCACGGAGACCGACGUCAGCGGGCGAUUCCAGUGCGUCCUGCGCGUGCAAGACGGCCGCCAGAAGCUCGUUCUGCGCCUCGCGUAUCCGAAGCCGCAAGAAGCCGGGGAAAUACGCCAUAAGAUCGAAAAGGCGCUGUGGAAUACGUCUUCGUCGUGGAAAAGCGAUCGUCAGGCGGACGUUAUCUUGAACCUUCGCUUGGAGUGGGUUGAUAGUGGUCAAUUGACCUGCGAUUGGGAGACUGGAGAAAUACUGGAAGUGGUGGAUGAGCGCUCCUGA